GCAGAGUAUCACUGACAGGGGAGAGACCUGUGUGUAAACAACACAGGUCUCUCUCCUGCCAGCAAGGACAUGCUGCUGUGUAUUUCUCUGCUGUAAAAACACACAGCAAAACAGCACACUGUUAACCCUUUGAUCGCCCCAUAUGUUAACCCCUUCCUGCCCAGUGCCAUUAGUACAGUGUCAUGUUUUUUUUUUUGCACUGAUCACUGUAUUGGUGUCACUGGGGAUGUCAGUGACCCCAAGUCAGUACCCCCCAAUGUCAGAAUGUCCGCCGCAGUCCCGCCAUAAGUCGCUGAUCGUCGCCAUUAUUAGUAUAAAAAAAAAAAAAAAUUUAAAAAUCCCAGUAUCUUUCCCGCUAUUUGUAAAACGCUAUAACUUUCACGUAAACCAAUUAAUU
Staurois parvus is the source of this 397-nucleotide messenger RNA. The record is from the annotation of a GenBank genome assembly. NCBI's taxonomy places the organism in Eukaryota, Metazoa, Chordata, Amphibia, Anura, Ranidae.